AUGAGCACUAAGAAUCUCACCACCGACGGAUUUGCACUUCUGCAAUUCAAAGAUCGCAUCGAGGAUCCUCGAAAUGCGUUGACAAAUAAUUGGACGUCGUCCAGCUCGGUUUGCAAAUGGGUCGGUGUUUCUUGUGGUGUCAUCCAUGAAAGAGUUACUGCUUUGAACCUUUCAAACAUGGAUCUUAAGGGUACUAUCCCUCCACACCUUGGGCAUCUUUCAUUUCUGCGCUCUCUCGACUUGAGCAGCAACAAUUUCUACGGCCACCUACCUAUAGAAUUGGGGCAGUUGCAUCGUUUGAGGCUCCUUCGAUUAAGCUACAACGAUCUUAACGGGGAAAUCCUUCAAACACUUGUCAACAUGUCGGAUCUGGAGAUCUUGGAUCUGGGAUCAAAUCAACUGUUUGGUCGAAUUCCAUUUUUCAUCUUCAAGAUUUCCUCCUUGAAAGAGAUUUCUCUUGACGACAAGAGUCUUUUCGGAAGUUUACCCGAUGAUCUAUGUCACCAUUUUUAA
This is a messenger RNA of Hibiscus syriacus, 513 nucleotides long. RefSeq names its product putative receptor-like protein kinase At3g47110. NCBI's taxonomy places the organism in Eukaryota, Viridiplantae, Streptophyta, Magnoliopsida, Malvales, Malvaceae. The coding region runs from base 1 to 513 and encodes 170 amino acids. Gene Ontology annotation, molecular function: protein binding. The record is from RefSeq and is a predicted model, not a curated record. The transcript has a single exon.